Molecule: messenger RNA, 4962 nt
Organism: Oryzias latipes (Japanese medaka)
Lineage: Eukaryota; Metazoa; Chordata; Actinopteri; Beloniformes; Adrianichthyidae
Gene: swap70a
Product: switching B cell complex subunit SWAP70a
Cellular component (GO): nucleus; cytoplasm
Source: RefSeq, a predicted model, not a curated record
AGCAAAGAUGGAUGUGUGGUCAAAGAUGGAUUUGUAACUGCAAAAACAAAUUCAUUGUUUGUGCAUCUAUUGUUGGUGAUGCACACUUUUUGUUUUGUUUUCUCAAAUGUGAUCUGUCAAAAUGCAGUCGUUCACAUUUUCAUAAAAUCCUGUUUGUACUUCUGCAAGCAAGUGUUACAACCUAUGAAAAUGACUAGGAUUUGUCUUUCAAUGUGGUCCGAUCCUUUUUUUUUUUAGCAAACACAUCCAACUGACUUGAGUAAAUGCUUGCAUUUCCUUGUUAAUUUGAGUGUUAUUUUUAAAAGUAGAUGCACCAACAUCCUAGAAAAGAUGCCCGUAUGUUUUACUUGCAAAGUAUUGAAGAUCUGAUGAAGGUUAAUCUUCAAAAGCAGUAAAUACUUAUCUACAUCUUAAAAUUCUAAUCAACAUAAGAGCUGCUUUAUGUUGUAGAUUCUUCAUUUCUUCUUCAGUUCAGCCAUCCAACAGGUGAGUGGGCAAAAACAAAAUGUUCCUUUUGUGUGUGAUCCCUCCCAUAGAAAUGUGCACUUUCCACUAAUUUCUCCAAAAUAUCAUCUGAAGUUUUACCCAAGAUGAGUGCAGUUCCAGAAGAAGUCUUCAAUUUCCUAAAUCUGUUAUUUAUACUAACACACUAAAGUUCAAUGUAUCGAUAAAACUGAUGGAAAAAAAGCACCAACACUCACCAAAAUGUGCUUAUUUGAAAGCAUGGUGGAGAAAGCAUCAUGAUACAGUGGGCUACUUAUCAGCUUCAUCAUUCAUUUUGACCUUUAUGACAGUAUCAUAGUGUUCCUUAUUUUAUAAUGUUGCUUGUAAUAUUUGUCGGUGGAGAAACAGAUGGAUCUGCACGCAACUAAAUUCACGUUUAUUAUUAUUUUUAAGUCACCUCAAUGAAACAAACUCAAAUCUACACUUUGAAACGGAAACUCACAACUCACCACAGUUAGUAGAGAUUUAGUUAAUGUCACCUACCUUCUGUAAAAUCAACUGUGAAUGUGGUUGAUGUCAAAAGAGGAAGGUGGUGGAUCAUUUCCCUCUUCUGGGUGUGAGUCGCAGCAGUCUGCGCUGGUCUGAGGGGCGCUCAGCUAAAAUCUGGAGCUGCUGGGGGACAUGAUGUGGCUCCGAGAGGAUCUCCUGAAGUCCAUAUGGCACGCCUUUACGGCCCUGGACGUGGAUCAUCGAGGGAAAGUGUCCAAAUCUCAGUUAAAGGUGUUGUCCUACAACCUCUGCACAGUGAUGAAGAUCCCCCAUGACCCCGUGGCCUUUGAGGAGCAUUUCAAAGAUGAUUCCAAAGGGCCUCUGUCCAGUGACGGCUAUAUGCCUUACCUCAACUGGUUCAUUCUAGACAAGGUGCAGGAGGAUUUUGAUGUAACCGAGUUCCACAGGAUGUGCUGGACGUUGUGUUACAAGAAAAAAAUGCACUCUCCACAUCUCUCCAUCUCCAUAAACGAUGCUUUCAAAGUCUGGUGCAUUUUCAAUUUUCUGUCAGAAGACAAAUACCCGCUAGUCAUCAUCAUUGACGAGAUCGAGUAUUUUCUGCGAAAGCUCACUGAGGCUAUGGGGAUUGGGUUGGAUGAGGAGAAGUUUGCUGAGUACAAAGCAAAUUCAAAGAGUUGCCUGAGCGCCUGGGAGACCAUCAACCUGGUGGGGAUGACCUACUUCUGCAGGGAGGUGGAGCCGCAGACGCUGUCCAUGGGCAUCAACCAUGUCUUCACUGAACUCAUAAUGGACGUGCUCAAGCAGGGUUACAUGGUGAAGAAAGGCCACAAAAGGAAGAACUGGACGGAGCGUUGGUUUGUGCUCCGACCCACUGCGCUGUCUUAUUACGAGUCUGAGGAUGUGCUGGAUCUGAAGGGAGAGAUCGUUCUGGACCAGAGCUGCUGUGUGGAAGCUCUGAAUGACAAAGAUGGGAAGAAAUGCCUUUUUAUCAUCAAGUGCUCUGACAAAAGCUUUGAGAUCCGUGCGCCGGACAAAAAGAAGAGGCAGGAGUGGAUUCAAGCUGUGCACUCGUGCAUCCAGCUGCGCAGGCUGGGGCUGACGUCUCCUCACCACGAGGCCCGGCGGAGGCGCAGGGAGGUGCGGCAGAGGCAGCAGGCUGAAGAGGAGGAGCUGGCGGAGAGGAUGAAGGAACUUCAGGCAGCCAAUGAACGCAAACAGAGAGAACUGGAGGACAUGAGGAUGAAAAUGGAGGAGGCUGCAGCCAAAGCAACACGAGAAGAGCUCCAGAGAAAGAAGACUGAGUUGGACAUGCAGGACCGAUACAGGCUGGACCUGGAAAGAGAGAAACUGGUGCGCCUGCAGAUGGAGGAGCAGAUGGCUCAGAAGUCCAGCGAGCUGGAGCAGUAUCUGCAACGCGUCCGAGAGCUGGAGGACAUGUACCACCUGCUGGAGGAGGCCUUAGAGGAUGAGAGGCAGGCCAAGCACGAUGAAGAGGCCAUGAGAAAGCUGCAGUCCAGGCUGCUGCAGGAGGAGGCUGCGAAAAGGGUCGAGCUGGAGCAGCUCCACCUGCAGCAGCAGAGGGAGCUGGUCCAGACUGAAGUGGAGAAGAAGGAGCUGAUUGCUGAGCAGCAAGCUAAGGAUAGAGACCUGCAGGCGGCAGCGCUGCAGCUGCAGAGGCUGGAGAAGGAGCGACAGGAUGCGCUGGAGCAGUAUGAGGAGAUGUCAAAGAAGCUCGAACGAGCAGCUAACAAGACAAAGACGUGGAAAGACAAGGUGGCAAAGCAUGAAGGUCUGGUGCGACUCAUCCAACCAGGCCAGAAAGAACCGCAGCGGAUGACUAACUGGGGUCCAGCCUCGUUCACUGACACCGAGUUGGAGAUGAGGAAGAAGUUCUGGCAGCAGAGCAAGGCACAGGGAGCUCAGACUCAGUGACCAAAAGGAUGGAGGAUUCCUCUGAAAUCACUACAUACAGUAGACGAGGAGACACAAAGUUGGCAGUUUGGGAUACUAUUAUUAACCCCUUCACCCUGUAUGUACUAUAACAUGCAGGACUCUACUUAAUUUGGCAUCACCUUGAAAGUUCAAAAUACAUUGAAAAAUAUAUUUUUUACAUAAUUGGAAAUAAAGUAAAGCACAAAGGGGUUGUAAUAUACGUGUGGAAGAAAAAUAUUGAUUUCAGACUCGGGUUGAUCAUCUCAAGGAAAUGACUGAUUUGAAGUUACGUCCUACUUUUGGUGCUUAAAAAUGUUUAUUUUCAGUAGAUUGUUUUUCCUUUGCUUAAAAACGAGUGCUUUCAUUUGACAGCAGUUGCACAUGCUGUUGUCACCUGUACAUGACGACUCUUCUGUCUUUCUGCUACACUUUUAGCUUUUUGAAAAAAAGAAAAAAACAGUUCAAACUUUGAUCUAGCUUGUCGAGUCAGACCUCUCCUUCUCUGCAUCUGAGUCAAAGACGGGCACAGAAAUGCUGUGAAGCAUUGAACCCGCAGUUCUUCAUCCGCAGUGUUGCUGUUUUACAAAGAUGCAUUUGUUAAAGGAUGAUGCAUUAAAUCAGAAUUCCAUUUUUUUACACUACCACCGUGCCAAGCAUGUUGAUGAACCGUAAUGGUUUACCUUUUUACGUUUUACUUUACUUGAGCUGCUAUAACUCAGAUAGGACAAAUGCUUCAUGUUUUUUUGCUUCAAAAGUUAUACAAUAACCGUCCACCUUUGGUAUAAAUGACUGAUUGACAAAGUUUUAUGGCUUCAUAAGAUACUUUCAACAGCAUCUCUUAUUAUACAGAAGCAACAAUUAUUGUCUAUGUAGAAAGAAAAAAAUAUUCUAAAAGAAAUUAGCUGAUUUGUUUCUGUUUUUUAUGAUUCUAAUCUCCUACAUACAGUUAAAACGUUUGUUUUUAAAUAUUGUUUUGUAUAAAAGUUGGGUUUGAUAUUAACUUACAAUGGCACGAACAGCGGAAAUCCCUCAUUUAGAUUACUUUAAAUUGCUUAAUUUUAUGCACUUUUAAAAAAAAAUCCCCCAAAAAGCAUCAUAAUAAAAACAUGAAUAAAAAGGAGCAGAAAUAAGAGUGUAUUUCAUAACCUCUGCUCUCUUUUUAACACAAUAAAUUGUAGGGUUUUUACCCUAACAGUUAUUUACAUCUUCAAUUCCCAAUUAUUACAAUAAUGGAGUCUUUCACAACUCAGUUUUUUACAUAAUUGUGACACAGAUCCUGAUUUUGUCUCUAUAAUACUUUAUUCCAUCACUUUUUUAAUGAUUUAUUUUCCUUUCAGGCUGCAGUAUCUCACUCUUUUCUGAAUAUUUGUAGUUAUGCUCAAAAAAACCUGAUGUAAGUAAAAACACGUUUCUUCUACUCUGUUAUAGACUUACAGGGAUUUGGACCUCAGACUCAAACUUUGGGACUUGUGAACAAUGUUUAAUAACUGGUUACCUGUUGGGCAUUGCUCUCAGAUCUAACAAAUAUGGCCUUUCCUCUUUUUUCUUUUUGUGACAGCAACCCCCCCCCCAAAAAAAUAAAAUCAAUAAAUGUGUAUUAUAGUGCGUGCCUCAAAUGGUUGUUUAAAAGCGUCUUUGUGACACUCGAAUACCUGCAUGCAUCAACAACACAAACUAUGAAUCCUCAUAUGAUUGUUAGAAUUAAAUGAAAUGUCUAUACAUCAAACACACUGAGGGCGAUUUAAACCUCAGGGACUUUCUCCUUGAUGUUUACUUGUCUUUAAAAGUGUCCGCUUUCAGUUAUCAUUCAUUGGUUUGUGGUAGGGCUGUGUGUCUUUCCCUCUAGCUCGAUUUGAAAUGAUCCAUGGAUCAAUUUACCAAAUUCAACUAAAUGUAAAGCAAUACGACCGAAAUGACCUAAAUGGAUACAAUUUAGUAAUUUAUUUUGAGGAAAUUUGAAGCUAAAAGAAAAUACCUUCUGACAGAGAAACUCUUUUUUUUUUACUUUUCAUUUUAAGCAACAAAAGUCAAAUGUCAUUUUGUUCUUUGUGAUUCAAUAAAAGUGUGUCAUAUUAA